AUGAAAUUUCCAGUCAUGGAAAUUCCAGAUAGCUCUAUACAAUUUGAUACUGGUAGUUCUGAAAAUGAAUCGGUUAUUUCUUCAUAUGAAGAAGAAUAUAAUUUUAUUACUAAGAUACAGCCCAAAAAAGGAAAAAAAUUUGAUAAUAGGGGAAAAGGAUAA
Molecule: messenger RNA, 162 nt
Organism: Dentiscutata erythropus
Lineage: Eukaryota; Fungi; Glomeromycota; Glomeromycetes; Diversisporales; Gigasporaceae
Source: the annotation of a GenBank genome assembly